Molecule: messenger RNA, 918 nt
Organism: Syzygium oleosum
Lineage: Eukaryota; Viridiplantae; Streptophyta; Magnoliopsida; Myrtales; Myrtaceae
Exons: 2
Coding region: 129-614 (161 amino acids)
Source: RefSeq, a predicted model, not a curated record
AAGAGAGAGAGAGAGAGAAGCGCAAGCACCUCCCUCUCCGAGCCCCGAAGCUUCCCAUUCGCACGCUCGCCUCCCUCUACAACUCUCUCUCUCUCUUCGCCGUGCAAUGCGGUGACGAGGGCGGCGGGAUGGAAGCUUCACGGUGGUCGGACGGGUGGUCGCCGACGGGAGCUCCGGCGACCUUGCAGAGAGAGGACCACUGGCGGCACUUCGACAAUUCGGUCAACGCCGUGUCGUUCGGGUUCGUCGCCACCGCCAUCCUCAUCUCCAUGUUCCUGGUCAUGGCCAUCUUCGAGCGUUUCCUCCGGACCACCUCGCAGGAGUUCUCCGCCGCCGGCGAACGGCGGCACCGCGGCGGCGGCGGCGGCGGCGACCUCGAGUCCCAGAUGGGGUUCAAUCCAAAGCUCAAUUACCCUUCCCCGAAGAUGACUGUCUACACGAGCGGUGUCUCCGUCGUUAUGCCGGGAGACAAUAUUCCGACCUUCAUCGCAUGCCCAGCUCCCGUGCCCUGCCCACUGGAACGCGUCUCGUGGCCUCUCCAUCAACAUCUCCCCUUACCUCAUCAUCCUGCACAAAGCACUAGCUCGAACAGGGGUUCGUCCUCUACUCAAUGACGAACAGACACAGGGGAUGGCAAUAUCGCCAUGAGGAUUGUGGUGAUUUACAAUGGGUUCGGAGCACAAGUCGCUAACCAUCGGAAGCGGCACUCCAAACUCGGAAGCAUGUCCGCCGGAGAUUGAGGUUGGGAUGCUCUAUUUUUACUCCUGAGCUCUUGUAUUGAUGUACAUAAGAUUCCACAAUUUAGAGGUUAGGCCUGUGGCUAAUUUAUUCGAGUCAUCCCGCAAAGUUGCAGAAAAGCCUUGUAUGACAUGUUGGUAAUGCAUAGUCCAUCAUUGAAGAAUGUUGUCAUCUUGCUAA